This is a messenger RNA of Scheffersomyces coipomensis, 2019 nucleotides long. It is a transcript of the gene HSP60, whose product is annotated as chaperone ATPase. Gene Ontology annotation, cellular component: mitochondrial matrix; mitochondrial inner membrane. The transcript has a single exon. Gene Ontology annotation, molecular function: ATP binding; ATP-dependent protein folding chaperone; protein-folding chaperone binding. NCBI's taxonomy places the organism in Eukaryota, Fungi, Ascomycota, Pichiomycetes, Serinales, Debaryomycetaceae. The coding region runs from base 94 to 1785 and encodes 563 amino acids. The record is from RefSeq and is a predicted model, not a curated record. Gene Ontology annotation, biological process: apoptotic mitochondrial changes; mitochondrial unfolded protein response; protein refolding.
UCACUAAUUAAUAAUUUUUCAGUUAGCUAACCAUUCCAAGAUCAUUUUCAAUAUCAAUUGAAAAACAUAGUAUAGAUAUCAUCAUAUUAAGUCAUGUUGAGAGCCGGUUCUGUUUCAAGACAAUUCGUUCGUCAUUUACAUAAAGAAUUAAAAUUCGGUGUUGAAGGUAGAGCAGCUUUAUUAAAAGGUGUUAAUACUUUAGCUGAUGCUGUUAGUGUUACUUUAGGUCCAAAAGGUCGUAAUGUUUUAAUUGAACAACAAUUCGGUAGUCCAAAGAUCACCAAGGAUGGUGUAACUGUGGCCAGAUCAAUUGUCUUACAAGAUAAAUUCGAAGAUAUGGGUGCUAAAUUAUUACAAGAAGUUGCUUCUAAAACUAAUGAAAGUGCUGGUGAUGGUACUACUACCGCUACUGUUUUAGGUAGAUCCAUCUUCACUGAAUCAGUUAAGAACGUUGCUGCCGGUUGUAACCCAAUGGAUUUAAGAAGAGGUUCUCAAGCUGCUGUUGAAGCUGUUGUUGCCUUUUUACAAGCUAAUAAAAAAGAUAUUACUACUAGUGAAGAAAUUGCUCAAGUUGCAACUAUCUCUGCUAAUGGUGAUGCUCAUAUUGGUAAUCUUUUAGCUUCUGCCAUGGAAAAAGUUGGUAAGGAAGGUGUUAUCACUGUUAAAGAAGGUAAAACUUUAGAAGAUGAAUUAGAAGUUACUGAAGGUAUGAAAUUCGAUAGAGGUUUUAUUUCUCCAUAUUUCAUCACUAAUACUAAAUCUGGUAAAGUUGAAUUUGAAAAUCCUUUAAUCUUAUUAAGUGAAAAGAAAAUUAGUUCUAUUCAAGAUAUCUUACCUUCUUUAGAAUUAUCAAAUCAACAAAGAAGACCAUUAUUAAUCAUUGCUGAAGACAUCGAUGGUGAAGCUUUAGCUGCUUGUAUUUUAAAUAAAUUAAGAGGUCAAGUUCAAGUUUGUGCCGUUAAAGCUCCAGGUUUUGGUGAUAAUAGAAAAAAUACUUUAGGCGAUAUUGCUAUCUUAUCAGGUGGUACUGUUUUCACUGAAGAAUUAGAUAUUAAACCAGAAAAUGCUACUGUUGAUUUAUUAGGUUCUGCUGGUUCAAUAACCAUUACUAAAGAAGAUACUGUUAUCCUUAAUGGUGAAGGUCAAAAAGAAAACAUCAAUUUAAGAUGUGAACAAAUUAGAACUACUAUGGAUGAUCAUUUAACCACUGAAUAUGAAAAGGAAAAAUUACAAGAAAGAUUAGCUAAAUUAAGUGGUGGUGUUGCCGUUAUUAGAGUUGGUGGUUCUUCCGAAGUUGAAGUUGGUGAAAAGAAAGACAGAUAUGAUGAUGCUCUUAAUGCUACUAGAGCUGCUGUCCAAGAAGGUAUCUUACCAGGUGGUGGUACUGCUUUAAUCAAAGCUUCAAGAGUUUUAGAUGAAGUUAAAGAAAAAGCUGAAAACUUUGAUCAAAAAUUAGGGGUUGAAAUCAUUAAAUCUGCUAUUAGUAAACCAGCCAGAAGAAUUAUUGAAAAUGCUGGUGAAGAAGGUGCUGUUAUUGUUGGUAAGAUUUAUGAUAAUGCUGAAUUCAACCAAGGUUAUGAUUCAGCCAAGGGUGUCUUCACUGAUAUGAUUGCUGCUGGUAUCAUUGAUCCAUUCAAAGUUGUUAAGAAUGGUUUAGUUGAUGCUAGUGGUGUUGCUUCAUUAUUAGCCACUACUGAAUGUACUGUUGUUGAUGCUCCAGAACCAAAGGGUGCUGCUCCAGCUCCUGCUGCUCCAGGUAUGGGCGGAAUGGGAGGUAUGUUCUAAACAACCUAAACCCAUUGACCUUGUCCUCUUAAAUUGAACAUGUUUAUAAAGUGAUGAUCUUGAUUAUCAUCAUUCUCUCUAUAUUUAUAUAUAUAUAACUAUUCCUCCUCCCUCUCUGAACAUUAUUUCUUUUUCUCUUUUUCUUGAUUUAAGUUGUAAAUAGUCAUUCUCCUCCCAUUUCACUUUAUUUGCUUUAUUUAAAAACUAAAUAAAUUGUAUUAAAUCUUGAAUAAU